AUGGCUGAGCUCGCAAAAAAUAGGCUAAUAGCCAUUUUUUCUUCAGGCACUUUAGAUGAAGCCAUUAAUUCUUUUGAAAAAAUAAACUCAAAGAUUCAUAACUGUCCAGAAAUCUCAAAAAAAUACUACGCUAAUAUCCAGAAGCUGCUGGAAGCAAUUAUAUCUGAAGAACUUCUAAAGCUAUCAUCUAAUACAUGAUACUCUGUUACAUUUCUAUAUAUGUUUUUUCUUACCUACAUUCUUUUUGAGUUGCCCUUAGAAAUUGGGUUUGAAAUGGAGUACAAUUGAUUUCUAUUUGGAAUAGAAAUUAUUAGCCUAUUGGUCUCUGCAGCUUUUAUUUUUGUUAAUUUCAAGAAUUAUUUUUUUUGAAGUGGGACAGAUAAAGUUUACAAAGAAUCUUCUCUUUGCUUUGCUUUAGAUAUCUUUUCAUUAUCGUCAUUCAAUAUAAUUUUUGCGAGUGAGCAGAUUGAAGAUCCUAUAGUGUUAAUUACCCUCUUAAGGCUGCUGAGGCUUGUGGCUAACUUUAGACUUAUAGCAUUGUUCGCUAAAAUAAGAAAUCUAUUGAGACAGUUUUCAGCCCAACUGAAAUUUUUGGAAACCAUGAUUUGUGUAUUGGCCUUAAUUCAUUUUAUGAGCUGUUCAUUUUUCUAUUAUAGCCUUAAUGAAAGAUACUCUUCAUGGGUGAAAGAUAAUGAUCUUCAAGAUCCAGAAACUGGGAACCAGUAUAGUUGAGCGCUUUUCCAUGUGCUGAAUAUUCUCACUUGCACUGGAUAUGGUGGAUUCAUGCUCGAGGCAAACGAUUCUGAAAGAAUUUGAACCGUUUUUUUAUUUUCUUCGGAGAUAUGAUGAACGCUGUCAUUUUUGGGCUGAUGGCAACUGCGGUUGCCACUCCUCAAUCUGACUUGAAGUAUUAUAUAG
This is a messenger RNA of Blepharisma stoltei, 918 nucleotides long. Lineage: Eukaryota; Ciliophora; Heterotrichea; Heterotrichida; Blepharismidae. The record is from the annotation of a GenBank genome assembly.